AGCCACACACUCAACAUGCCGCCACACCCGUAGUGCUCUAGAGGUUAUCCGAGCCGAGUCGGUGACGUAGAAUGCUCGCACGCAGACAGCUGUCGUCCUAACUGCGUCCCGAGUUCUCUGCAAAGCGUCAUCGAGCUCAUCGAGCUCAACAAGCCCCGACGCAGAAGACAGGUACACAUUGAAGUAAUUAUUUUCUUACCCAGGGGACUUUCUUAAUCUCCAUGUAAAAGAGGCAAGUCGCAACAGAUUCGAAACCGUUCAUUCUAUGUAUAUCGGGACGAGCAUGAGCUAGGUUAUUACAUGUUGGCAUCCAUCGUGGCUUAGAUGUGGCCGCUGACGACGCCUCGUUAUGACCUUGGCCGACAUGAACAAGCAAGCAAGAUAUAUUUCCAUCCAGCUUCCCUCCCUCCAUCUCCACCCCGUCACAUACACACACUUUACACCACAACCGCACUCCACCACCACCUCCUAAUAACCACACGAACGAAACCAUGUGCACCCCUUCCAGCACCGCCGCCUCGACCGCGCUCGUCAACCACAACGGAGAGAAGACACCGCUCACGGGCGCCACGAGCGUACUCGUUGGAAAGCCGCCGACGGCGGGCUGCUGGUGCGGCGACGAUUGCAGCUGCUGCGUGUAACUACUCCCUCUCCGCACUCCUUCCAUUCAACUCGAAGACAUGUGCUGACUGCGACUUGCGCGCUGUAGGAUUCCUUGUACCAUCAUGUAGCCGCGAAUCGGAAGAUUGGCUGAGGAUGGAGGAUGGUGAAUCGGAUGAUUUGUCUUGUGAUUUCUGGCCGGAGUUUUGUCAUUUGAUUUACUGUACAAUGAAUGGAGCAAGCGAGGUUUCUGUCUGUUUGAUGCGAUCCGGUGACGGUGUGAAAUAUGAUGCGCGUUGUGCUCUGUGGACUACACAUGGAAUUCCUCUAGAAACGGGACGUGAACUUUCGCUGUAGACACCACAUCCGUGACGGAAGUUGGACCCGCCCGUGAUGAUGAUGCAUAUGGUUGGAGCAGCGAUUCGCGCUGGCUCGCUAUGUGGCGCUACUUCUGGCGGCGGUGAGGGGCCGUCCGCCUCGGUCGCACGGGACCGAAUCGACAGGUGAA
Tricharina praecox is the source of this 1108-nucleotide messenger RNA. RefSeq lists its product as uncharacterized. Bases 325 to 957 code for a protein of 210 amino acids. The transcript has a single exon. The record is from RefSeq and is a predicted model, not a curated record. Lineage: Eukaryota; Fungi; Ascomycota; Pezizomycetes; Pezizales; Pyronemataceae.